AUGGCGGCUUCAUUGGAGUCCUUCGCAGCCCAAUUGGAGCAUGCAGCAACGCAGCCGAACAGUUCUCGCUUGGCUUUCUACGAAUCUCUCAUCUCCGAUCUUCUGCAACAAGCAUCAAACAAGCUCAAUCGCAACGACCUGCUUGAAGCUACAUCGGCGUAUCUGCGUCAUGCGGUCUUUAGCGAGCAGAAUUCUACCGGCGGUGGGUUGGUCAUCGGCAGACAAGCACUCACUGCACUCGAGCAUCAUGCAGGACGGAUAGCAGAGCAAUACGAGACGCAGCGCCGGGACAAGGAAAUAAUGCAAGACGACCAAGACGAAAGUGUACCUGCAAUUGCAGAUAGGGACACACGCCGACAAUUGCUCGAGAACGCGUUGGAGCAGCUGCAACCUCGAGUCCUCAGCUUUGAGGAACAGGCGUCGAACCUUCGAAUGCAGCUGGCAAGUUUGCUUGAGGCAGAAGAGGACUGGAACGAAGCGGCGCGUGUUCUAUUGGCUAUUCCUCUAGACUCGGGUCACCGCAACAUCUCGGACCAUUUAAAGCUCUCAAUUUACGUGCGCAUAGUACGUCUCUUGCUCGAGGGUGAUGAUCCAGUUGCAGCAGAUAUGUACCUUAAGCGCGCAAGCAUGAUCAUUCACAACGUGCCCGGUGCACUUCCCUCGCAGUACCAACAGCAGCAGCAGCAGCAAUUGCAGGAAGAGCAGCACGUAGCUGCCUCGACGACUGCAGGACAUGGAGAUGAUGCACACGAGGCAUCGGCAGCAAGCGGCUCGAAAUUCAAGCUCGAGGAUCCCAAGGUGCUGGGCCUACAGUAUCGCCUUUCACAAGCACGUAUCUACGACUCGCAACGACGAUUCGCAGAAGCAGCGAUCCGAUAUCACGAGCUGAGUUACGUGGCCGAGAUCGACGAGGACGACCGUGCCAUGAUGCUGUCGGCUGCUGUGACAGCGGCGAUUCUAUCGCCAGCUGGGCCCCAGAGAGCGAGGACGCUGGCCAUGUUGAUGCGCGACGAACGUACACCAUCGCUGCCCCAAUACACGAUUCUCUCCAAGGUGUUUCUGGAUCGUGUUAUUCGUCCAGACGAGAUUGCGAGCUUUGAGAAGCUGCUCUCUCCGCAUCAGAUUGCCAAGCUUGCACCGUCAUCUGCUCCAGGUGCAACAAGCACCUCGUCGACAACGAUGGCCGCAGGGAAAGGCAGCAAAUCGGUACGUCAUGCACCAUCGACAGUGUUGGACAGGGCCAUGAUCGAACACAACGUGUUGAGUGCAUCGAGGCUGUACGACAACAUUACACUGGCAGGAUUGGGGGCUUUGGUAGACCUGAGCCCUGCAGGAGCGGAGGACAUUGCGCGAAAGAUGAUUAUGCAGGGUCGACUAAAAGGCUGGAUAGACCAGGUUGGAGAUGCAAACACGCAAGGUGGCGAUGGAGUGCUCUUCUUCGUUGAUCAGUAUCGACGUGGUGAAGGAGAGACGACGGCUGGCGGCUUGGAGGCUACCAAAGUCGACAGCAGCGGCGGUGACGGUAGCGGUGGUGGACGAGGCGCAGCGGAAGGCGAUGUCGAUGGCGGCGCAUGUGCAGGCGACGUUGACACCAAAUGGACCCGCCGGUGGGAUCAACAGAUCGCUCAGGUGACCGGUGCCUUGGAGGAUGUCUGUCAGAGAAUCAAUCAGAUCUCUACAGCUUGGGCGUCGGGAACGACCGCAGGCGUUGCUGCUUGA
Mycosarcoma maydis (corn smut) is the source of this 1719-nucleotide messenger RNA. RefSeq lists its product as uncharacterized. The record is from RefSeq and is a predicted model, not a curated record. The coding region runs from base 1 to 1719 and encodes 572 amino acids. The transcript has a single exon. NCBI's taxonomy places the organism in Eukaryota, Fungi, Basidiomycota, Ustilaginomycetes, Ustilaginales. Gene Ontology annotation, cellular component: cytosol; COP9 signalosome.